GUAAGCCGGCAGAGUCAGCAGGGUCGGAGACAUAUCAACGCUGUAUACUUGGUGAAUGUAUAAAGCUUCAGUUGUUUCCUUGGUAUCACCGAGUCUUUCCUCUCAUCAUCCAGACAGCAAGCAACAAACCUCAACCUCCAACAUCAAGCUUCCUCCCUCCCUUCUCAAAUUCCUCCGUCGUCUCUUCCAGCUUUCCCUAGGAAAGAAAAAAAAAGGAAAACUUUUCCUGCUCAAGUCAGAUAACCCGACACAAUGCGCUUCUUCAACACUCUCCUCUUAUCCACCCUCUCCGUCAGCGGCGUUGUCAUCGCGCUACCCACCGCGGAGAUUGGCAACGUCACCGCCGUCGCUGCCGCUGCCGCUGUCGAGCCGAUCGUCAGGGUAGAGUUCGACAUCAAAGCCAGAGCCAACGAUGCGGCGGCCAAGGCCAAGCACGACGCAAACCACAAGAAGAAGGAUGCUGGCAAGUGCGGCCAGGGCUGCGAGGACUCGCUGAAGUCGUACCACUCCCAGGCUUCCAAGGACUCCAAGGCGUCCAAAGCCUCCCAGGCUUCCAAGAACUCUCAGGCUUCCAAGAACUCCCAGAAAUCGAAAGGGAAGCCCCCAAAGCGGAGUCUUGAGGUGGAAGAGGCCGAGGCCGAGGCCGAGACCGAGGGCUUGGAGGCGUAGAGACAAACAUCAUGUCCAGGAAGUGAGAAUCAUCUCCAUGAGGGGAAGGGAUGUUAGUGAGAUGGAUCCGAGGUUCAAUAGUAC
Molecule: messenger RNA, 753 nt
Organism: Colletotrichum destructivum
Lineage: Eukaryota; Fungi; Ascomycota; Sordariomycetes; Glomerellales; Glomerellaceae
Exons: 1
Coding region: 253-669 (138 amino acids)
Source: RefSeq, a predicted model, not a curated record